Messenger RNA from Periconia digitata, 406 nucleotides. The record is from the annotation of a GenBank genome assembly. NCBI's taxonomy places the organism in Eukaryota, Fungi, Ascomycota, Dothideomycetes, Pleosporales, Periconiaceae.
CAAAUGCAGUCCUCUGUCGACAUGUUUACAAGUACAUCAAGGUUCGUGCAUAUCUUACAUGGGAGCAUCCAUCGUGGCCGUUGCAGGUGCAGGCGCACCCAGCUAUGUAGUCGAUCGCCCCACGUGCUCUCUCACUCUCUCAAGCUCUCGAGCCAGAUCCAUUCCCCUUCGACUAUCCUGUCCAUCUCCAGACUCCUUCUACGUACGUGCCUUUGAACGACUGUCGAGACAAUACUCUCUCUUCUCUACUCACCAGUCUAGCCCGACAACACGCGCGAUGCAAGGGCCUGUACACAUCUAUGCAGGCGCUCACGGCCUUCCCUUUCCAUCCCAUGGCAUAUCACACACCACACAUGCUCGAUCCUUCCACGGUGCCUCUAUUUCUCCGUCCGAAUACAUCCGCUGA